CAAUAUUGUUCUCGAUAUUUCAUUACUUCCGACUUUACGCUGUCAAAGUCUUUCUUUUUUGUGAUUUUACGGCAAUUGUUUUGGUUACAAUUAAACCACCGGUGACAAUAUGAAGUUGAACAAAUUUGUCUCUUCCUCACGCAGAAAAAACCGUAAACAUCAUUUUCAAGCGCCCUCACAUAUACGCCGUCGUCUUAUGUCCGCUCCUUUGUCUAAGGAAUUGCGUCAAAAAUAUAAUGUUCGUUCCAUGCCCAUACGUAAAGACGAUGAAGUACAAGUGGUGCGCGGACAUUUUAAAGGCAACCAAGUUGGUAAAGUUGUACAAGCCUACCGUAAGAAGUUUGUAGUUUACAUUGAAAAAAUUCAGCGAGAGAACGCAAACGGCACGAAUGUGUAUGUUGGUAUACAUCCCUCAAAGUGCCUGAUAGUUAAGCUAAAGCUUGAUAAGGAUCGUAAAGCGAUCUUAGAACGUCGCGGCAAGGGUCGUUUGGCGGCUUUGGGUAAAGACAAAGGCAAAUAUACAGAAGAAACAGCUGCCCAGCCAAUGGAGACUGCAUAAACUUUUAUAGCCUAGGUGUGAAAUAUACAAAAGUUUUUUUUUUUUCUAUAAAAUAAAACUGGAAAAAUUAAAACA
Molecule: messenger RNA, 634 nt
Organism: Glossina fuscipes
Lineage: Eukaryota; Metazoa; Arthropoda; Insecta; Diptera; Glossinidae
Gene: RpL26
Product: 60S ribosomal protein L26
Exons: 2
Coding region: 110-559 (149 amino acids)
Biological process (GO): cytoplasmic translation; ribosomal large subunit biogenesis
Cellular component (GO): ribosome; cytosolic large ribosomal subunit
Molecular function (GO): RNA binding; structural constituent of ribosome
Source: RefSeq, a predicted model, not a curated record